This is a messenger RNA of Drosophila innubila, 1537 nucleotides long. It is a transcript of the gene Rpt1, whose product is annotated as 26S proteasome regulatory subunit 7. The record is from RefSeq and is a predicted model, not a curated record. Gene Ontology annotation, biological process: proteasome-mediated ubiquitin-dependent protein catabolic process. The coding region runs from base 113 to 1414 and encodes 433 amino acids. Gene Ontology annotation, molecular function: proteasome-activating activity; ATP binding; ATP hydrolysis activity. Gene Ontology annotation, cellular component: proteasome regulatory particle, base subcomplex. NCBI's taxonomy places the organism in Eukaryota, Metazoa, Arthropoda, Insecta, Diptera, Drosophilidae. The transcript has a single exon.
CCUCAAAAAAAGUUGGCAACCGUAGGCAAUUUGUUUAGUCAUUGUCAUCACUAGCGUUGUCGAAAAACACAUCAAUUUAGUUAAUUUUUCGCUGUUAAACAAUUAAAACAAGAUGCCGGACUACCUGGGAGAUGAUCAACGCAAGGUUAAACACGAAGAGAAAGAGGACAAAGAAAUCAAGUCCCUCGACGAAGGCGACAUCGAGCUGCUGAAGACGUACGGACAGAGUCAGUAUCACAAGUCCAUAAAGAGCAUCGAGGAGGACAUACAAAAGGCCGUAAAGCAGGUCAACGAGCUGACGGGCAUCAAGGAGAGCGACACGGGUCUGGCACCGCCAGCUCUGUGGGAUUUGGCUGCCGACAAGCAAAUAUUGCAAAAUGAGCAACCGCUGCAGGUGGCGCGUUGCACAAAGAUUAUUAACGCAGACUCGGAUGAUCCCAAGUAUAUCAUUAAUGUGAAGCAGUUUGCCAAGUUUGUGGUGGAUUUGGCCGAUUCCGUGGCACCCACGGACAUUGAGGAGGGCAUGCGCGUUGGCGUUGACCGCAACAAGUAUCAAAUCCACAUUCCUUUACCACCCAAGAUAGAUCCCACGGUGACGAUGAUGCAGGUGGAGGACAAACCAGAUGUUACCUACAGCGAUGUCGGCGGCUGCAAGGAACAGAUUGAAAAGUUGCGUGAGGUGGUGGAAACGCCACUUUUGCACCCGGAGAAGUUCGUCAAUUUGGGUAUUGAGCCUCCCAAGGGUGUGCUGCUCUUUGGUCCGCCCGGCACAGGCAAGACUUUGUGUGCUCGUGCUGUGGCCAAUCGCACAGAUGCCUGUUUCAUCCGUGUCAUCGGCUCGGAGCUGGUGCAGAAGUACGUGGGCGAGGGCGCUCGCAUGGUGCGUGAGCUGUUUGAGAUGGCCCGCUCCAAGAAGGCUUGUCUCAUCUUCUUUGAUGAAAUCGAUGCUAUUGGCGGUGCACGUUUCGAUGACGGCGCUGGCGGCGACAACGAAGUGCAGCGUACUAUGCUGGAGCUGAUCAAUCAACUCGACGGCUUCGAUCCCCGUGGCAAUAUCAAGGUGCUGAUGGCCACGAAUAGACCGGAUACGCUGGAUCCUGCGCUUAUGCGUCCCGGUCGUCUGGAUCGUAAGGUCGAGUUUGGACUGCCCGAUCAGGAUGGACGCUCGCACAUCUUCAAAAUCCACGCUCGCUCCAUGUCCGUCGAGCGGGACAUUCGCUUCGAUUUGUUGGCCCGUCUUUGUCCCAACUCAACCGGCGCUGAGAUUCGUUCGGUGUGCACUGAGGCUGGCAUGUUUGCCAUCCGAGCACGUCGCAAGGUGGCCACCGAGAAGGACUUCCUCGAGGCCGUCAACAAGGUUAUCAAGAGCUAUGCCAAGUUCAGCGCUACGCCACGUUAUAUGACCUACAAUUAAGUUACGAUUUAUAAAAUUACGAUUUUUCAUCUUCAUAUGCCGCGCUGUGACCUAAAACUGUAACAACUCCUGCAGCUGGCCAUUAAGUAAAACUAAAUAAAUGAUAUACAUAAAAUAAACAUA